ACCUCUUCCCAUUUCAAUUGGUCGUCUCGAUUCUUCUCGAAUCGUCUACUCUGUGUGUGUAAAUUAAACACAAAGCUUGAAGCUUCCAUGAUCUUGAAGAGAAAUCAUAAUCAUGUUCGGCGUCGUCUUCCCCAAUCGGAGUUUCCCCAUCGACAUCUCAACUUUCACCCAAAUCGACACCUUCCACUGGCUCCUCGACAUGAACACCUUCGUUGGUGAGGCAUACGAUUCAAUCCGCGAAGUCUGCAUCUUCCUCCUCAAUAACUUCACUCUUCCUGCCGACAAAGCCCUAGCUGUCUACAUCCAGUCUCCUGGCUCCCCUUUCCUAUUCGUUGGUGCAGUAACCCUAGCCCGCCCAUCUGCCGUCCUCUCCCUCCCCUGGCCCGAUCCCGGCGGCGAAGGAAUUAACAAACAGCUCACUGCCCCCGAUGCCGCCCCUCUCUCCGCCAAAAUCGGUGUUUCCGUUGAAGAUCUGUCCUCUCUCCCAUCCCUUGAUGUGGUGGCGGAGAAAAGGAUCGAACGGUUGGCGAUGAAGGUUGGGGAGAAUUUGUUUAAUUUCAUGCAGUCCUUCUGUGGAGUUGAUGGGAGCAAGCUGGUGGUGCCAAUGGAUAUAUUGGAUAGGUGGUUUAAGAAAUUUCAAGAACGAGCGAAACGAGAUCCUGAGUACUUGAAGGGAUUUGCUUUCUAGUGUUGAGGUACAUUUCGUAAUUUAUAAAAAGAACAAGUUGGUAUGUUGCAUUCUAGUUGUUCGAUGAAAUGCCUGUUGUCGGUGUGCCCUAAUUUAAUGGUUAAAACUAGCUGUUGUUUACAA
Molecule: messenger RNA, 811 nt
Organism: Cynara cardunculus var. scolymus (artichoke)
Lineage: Eukaryota; Viridiplantae; Streptophyta; Magnoliopsida; Asterales; Asteraceae
Product: protein OPI10 homolog
Exons: 2
Coding region: 113-688 (191 amino acids)
Biological process (GO): protein import into nucleus
Cellular component (GO): cytosol; nucleus
Molecular function (GO): nuclear import signal receptor activity
Source: RefSeq, a predicted model, not a curated record